Micropterus salmoides (largemouth bass) is the source of this 3058-nucleotide messenger RNA. RefSeq names its product mediator complex subunit 15 (gene med15). The record is from RefSeq and is a predicted model, not a curated record. The transcript is spliced from 18 exons. Gene Ontology annotation, molecular function: transcription coregulator activity. Gene Ontology annotation, biological process: regulation of DNA-templated transcription. Lineage: Eukaryota; Metazoa; Chordata; Actinopteri; Centrarchiformes; Centrarchidae. The coding region runs from base 89 to 2530 and encodes 813 amino acids.
AUUUUCCCCUGAGCGGAAGGAGGAAGCGCAGAGGGAAAACAUUAAAACUCUUCAAGUGAAAAUCCUCCUGAAAAACAUAAUUUCUGUUAUGGAAGUCCCCGGACCGGACAGCGACUGGAGGAGCCCUCAGUUCCGACAGAAAGUCGUCGCUCAGAUUGAAGAGGCGAUGAGAAAGGCAGGAACUGCACACUCCAAGUCGAGCAAUGACAUGGAGAACCACGUCUACGUCAAAGCCAAGUCCAGAGAGGAGUAUUUAUCUCUGGUGGCGAGGCUGAUCAUACACUUCAGAGACAUCCACAAGAAGGCACUUGGAGAUCCCAUGAAUGCCCUGACUAACCUGACAGGGGUUGGAGGGGGCCCCGGCGGCAUUGGCAUGGGGCCCCGCCCCACCGGUGCUCCAGUGGGUGGCAUGGGGGCCAUGGGGCAGAUGCAGAUAGGCCAGCAUGCCAUGGCGGGGGUGGCUGGAAACCCACAAGCCAUAGGGGGUCCAGGCCAGAUGCCGAUGCAGCAGAUGGUGCAGGCGCAGCAGCAGCAGCAGUCCAUCCAGUUCCAGCAGUUCCAGCAGGCCCAGCAGCAGCAGCAGCAGCAACAGCAGCAGAAUGCCAUGCAGCAGCAGCAGCAGCAGCAGCAGCAGCAGUUCCAAGUGCAGCAGCAACUGAGGGUGCAGCAGCUGCAGGCGCAGGCGCAGCAGCAGCAGCUGCAGCAGCAGCAGCACCACCAGAACCAGCAGCUUCAGCAGCAGCACCAAAACCAGCAGCAGCAGCAGCAGCAGGCCCAGAACCAGCAGCAGCAGAACCAGAUGCACCAGACAAGGAUUCAGCAGCAGCAGCAGCAGAUGCUGCAACUCCAGCAUGCCCAGGCUCAGGCUCAGGCUCAGGCCCAGGCCCAGGCCCAGGCGCAGGCCCAAGCUCAGGCUCAAGCUCAGGCCCAAGCUCAGGCUCAAGCUCAGGCCCAGGCCCAGGCUCAGGCCCAGGCUCAGUCCAUCCAGCACAUGGUUCAGCAGCAGCAGCAGGUUCAGGGCCAAUCUCAGCCUCAGCCGGGGCAGAUGCCUCCACACUCUCAGCAGCAGCCGUCCGGCAUGGUGCCUCAGUCCCUGGCCGGGCAGAUGGCGUCGGCUCAGCACGUUUCCAUCAACUCGCUCAGUCAGCAGCAGCAGCAGCAGCAGCACCACCAGCUCAAGAUACAAGCCUUCCAGCAGGCCCGUGCAGCCUUGCAGCAGCAGCAGCAACAGCAGCAGGCGCAGCAGGCAGCGCAGCAAGCCGCAGCACAGGCGCAGCUCAACGCAGCUGCUGCAGCCGCCGGCGCUGUUCCCGGACAGUUGGUUCGUCCUGGGAUGCAGCUUCCACCCCGGCUGCCUCGAGCCCCCAUGAACCCCUCCAUCCCUCCUCCAAACGCUGCCGCUGCGGCCGCCGCCGCAGCCGCCGCCGCCGCCGCCGCUGCGGUGGGAGGACAGACGAUGACACAGCAGCAGGUGCAGCAGCAUUCGAUGAUGUCAUCGCCGUCCCCGGGGCAGGUGCAGACGCCGCAGCCGAUGCCCCCCCCUCCCCAGCCGUCACCCCAGCCCCCCAACUCGGCCAGCUCCGGUCCCACUCCGUCUCCGGGGGGUUUCCAGCCCAGCCCGUCCCCGCAGCCCUCACAGAGCCCCGCCAUCGCCCGAACCCCCCAGAACUAUGGAGUCCCGUCUCCUGGACCGCUCAACACGCCAGGUAACCCCAGCUCAGUGAUGAGUCCGGCUGGAGCCACGUCUCUGGAGGACCAGCAGUACAUGGAGAAACUCAAGCAGCUGUCCAAAUACAUCGAACCUCUGCGCAGGAUGAUCAACAAGAUCGACAAGAACGAAGACAGGAAGAAGGACCUGAGUAAGAUGAAGAGUCUGCUGAACAUCCUGACUGAUCCAAACACCAGGUGUCCUCUGAAGACGCUGCAGAAGUGUGAAAUCGCUUUAGAGAAGCUGAAGAACGACAUGGCCGUGCCGACCCCUCCUCCCCCUCCGCCCACCAAACAGCAGUAUCUGUGUCAGCCGCUGCUGGACGCCGUCAUGGCCAACAUCCGCUCCCCGGUCUUCAACCACUCUCUGUACCGAACCUUCGCCCCCGCCAUGACCGCCAUCCACGGACCCCCCAUCACGGGUCCCAACGUCUCCGGGAGGAAGAGGAAGCACGAGGAGGACGAGCGGCAGACCAUCCCCAACAUCCUGCAGGGGGAGGUGGCUCGCCUCGACGUCAAGUUCCUCGUCAACCUGGAUCCUUCGUUCUGCAGCAAUAACGGCACCGUGCACCUCGUCUGCAAGCUGGAUGAUAAGAACCUUCCCAGCGUUCCUCCCCUGCAGCUCAGCGUUCCUGCCGAUUAUCCGGAUCAGAGUCCUUACUUGGCCGACGACGGGGAGCAGUACGGUGCGAACAGCUUCCUGCAGACGGUCCACAGAAACAUGACGUCCAAACUGCUGCAGCUGCCGGACAAACACUCGGUGACGGAGCUGCUCAACACCUGGGCCCAGAGCGUCCGCCAGGCCUGCCUGUCUGCCGCCUGAAGCCCCGCCCGCCCGACAUCACCCUCAGAACCGCCACGCUGACGCAUCUCCACGGACACUACGGCCUCAUCUCACCUGGCAGGUUCCUGCUGCGCCUGGAUCUGCUUUCAUCCAGGCCUUUUGGAUUUGUUCCCCACGCUCAUCUUAGUCCCCGAACGCUCCAUGACUGUCAGGUGAUCGGGCCGCUAUCGUGCGGUCUGACCCCGACGUUGUUCCUGAUGAAUUCUGGGUAAAGUAAGACGGCAGGUGGAGCUGUACGACUGCCUCUGUACAUGAUAUUUACUCUCGUGUGUCGGUUUGAGGAACACAAAAGGGAACCAACUGGCUGUCAUUUAUCCUGAUCUAUAUUCUGCUCCCUGAAUGCAACACCUGGUUCUGUUUAAGUCGGAGUGCGUUUGUUUUGUGCCCCGGGAGAGCGCUGUCGUAAAGAGAAACGCUGAACGAGGUUUGUACACUUUGCUUUCAAAGUGAAAAUAUAACUGUAUUUUUUUGCUAUCAUAAAUAAAAUCUUUUUAGUUCUAAACGCCA